UUAAUAUAUUUGAUUUGAAAGGAAUUAGGAUAAGUGAAGGCACAAUCGUGAAGCUAUUUAAAAUCCUUACGCUGCCACAAGAAUGUAUACGUCUGCAAGUACCAUAACCUCCAUUGCUCAAGUUUGGCAAUGGAUACUUCUCAUUCAUACCCAGCAAUUUCAACGAUAGCAAUAACAUUUUCCCUUCCGGUAUUCUUUCUUAUCCUUCUAUGGAUAUCAAAAACUUCCUUCAGAUGCACAAACAAAAAGAGAGCAGCACCAGAAGCUGGAAAUUCAUGGCCUGUACUUGGCCAUCUCCACCUCCUAGCAGGACGGCAACCAGCACACCUAACAUUGAGCGCCAUGGCAGACAAAUAUGGCCCAAUCUUUACCAUCAAGUUGGGUGUGCGUAGAGCUUUGGUUGUGAGCAGCUGGGAAACUGCCAAGGAAUGCCUAACCACCAACGACAAAGCCUUUGCCACUCGUCCAAAAAAUAUUUCCAUGGAGGUUUUGGGCUACAACCACGCCAUGUUUGGCUUCGCACCUUACGGACCAUACUGGCGCAACAUGCGUAAAAUUACCACUCUCGAGCUCCUCUCGAACCACCGACUGGAUAUGCUCAAACAUGUACGAGAAUCUGAGAUGAAGGUAUCCUUACAAGAGUUAUAUCAACUUUGGAAAGAGAACAAAAAUAGCUCUGAUAAGGUUUUGGUGGAGAUGGAUAAAUGGUUCCGCGAUGCAACCGCCAACGUGAUUCUCAAGAUGAUAGUAGGGAAGCGAAUUUCGAGUUUGGGGAAUGAUGCAGAGAGUGGGAGAUGGAAGAACGCGUUGAAGGAGUUCUUCGAGUUGAGUGGGAAGUUUUUGGUAGCGGAUGCAUUCCCAUUUUUGAGAUGGUUGGACAUUGGGGGAGACGAGAGGUUGAUGAAGAAGGUGAAGAAAGUACUGAACGAAGUUGCUGAGGAAUGGUUACAAGAGCACAAGCAAAAGAGAGCUUCGGGUGAGUUCAGGGACGAGGAAGAAGACUUCAUGGAUGUCAUGCUGUCAAUCCUCACCGACGCCAAGGAGUAUGAUGCUGAUACAAUAAACAAAGCUACGUGCCUGAUUCUUAUCUUAGCAGCCACUGAUCCCACAGCGGUUACAUUGACAUGGUGUUUAGCCUUAUUACUCAAUAAUCGUGAUGCGUUGAAGAAAGCACAGCAAGAAAUAGACAUCCAUAUCGGUAAAGACAAGCCAGUGGAGGAAAAUGAUAUAAAGAAUUUAGUUUACCUUCAAGCCAUAAUCAAGGAAACCUUGCGAUUACACCCUGCCGGACCACUCGCAGUGCCUCAUGAAUCCAUGGAAAACUGCACCGUUAAUGGCUACCAUAUCCCUGCAGGCACAGAACUUCUCAUCAAUCUUUACAAAAUCCAUCGCGAUUCUCGCGUAUGGUCUGAUCCUUACAAGUUUCAACCGGAAAGGUUUUUGACUACUCACAAAAAUUUUGAUGUAAGGGGUCAGAAUUUUGAGUUGAUACCAUUUAGUAGUGGAAGAAGAAUGUGCCCUGGAGUUUCCUUUGCGCUUCAGGUUGUGCAGCUUACGCUAGCCAAUUUGCUGCAUGGGUUUGACUUAGCAACGCCAUUCGAUGAACCAGUUGAUAUGCGAGAGGCAGCCGGGCUGUCAAACUUUAAAGCUACUCCACUCGAAGUCUCUAUAUCUCCACGUCUUCCUAACUCUUGUUAUGAGUUAAAAUGAUUUGUAAAGUAA
Messenger RNA from Theobroma cacao (cacao), 1722 nucleotides. RefSeq names its product cytochrome P450 CYP82D47-like. The record is from RefSeq and is a predicted model, not a curated record. NCBI's taxonomy places the organism in Eukaryota, Viridiplantae, Streptophyta, Magnoliopsida, Malvales, Malvaceae. Gene Ontology annotation, molecular function: heme binding; oxidoreductase activity, acting on paired donors, with incorporation or reduction of molecular oxygen; monooxygenase activity.